AUGGCACCAGAAAUUGAAAUUCCCACUACCCAUUCUGCCCUGACAUUCACACGGAGAGGCGACCCGCUCAGAGUUCUGACCAUAACACACGACUUCCCAACCCCGAAACCGUCCUCCCUCGGGCGCGGUGAAGCUCUCAUCAAGGUCUCCGCCGUGUCCACCGACGCCGGGGUCACAUUCAUCAUAAAAGCGAUCCCACAUCUGACCAGCAAACCAUGGAUUCCCGAGAUAAACUUCGCCGGCACCAUUGUGGCCAUGGGACCACCGUCCUCGGACGACUCGAAUGGUCUACAUGUAGGCGACGAAAUCGUCGGCGUGCGCGCCAACCCAUUUUCUAGAUACAACGGUGCCAUGCAAUCGUAUCUUGUCAGUCCCGUAAACAUGCUCGUUCGCAAACCCAAAUCAACCUCGAUGAUCGAGGCCUCCGGUCUGCCCGCCAUGGGAUGUACAGCCCUCCAAGCGCUCGAGCUCGCGCGAGUCAAGAGAGGCGACAAGGUCCUGGUGACGGGAGGAAGUGGGGGUUUGGGAAACAUGUGCGUCCAACUGGCGCGAGCUCUUGUCGGCGAGUCGGGAAUCGUCGUGUCGACAUGUUCAUCACAAAACUCGGAACUUGUGAAGAGCCUAGGAGCAGAUGAGACAAUCGACUACAGAGUGCAUGAUCCCCUGUACGAGUACCUCAAAAAGCACCACUCCUCAGCCCCGUUCAACGCCAUACUUGACGUCGCCGGCAAUCCCAGCGAAAUGUUCACGUCGUCCCCAGAGUUCCUCACCGAGUCCGGGAUGUUUGUUGUCUUGGGGAACAUGAAGGCACUAGCAAGCGCCUCUCUCCUCGCCCUGCUAUCUGGAUUACUGAUUUUUCAGCUGAACCGCUUCCGGCCGGUGUUUUUGGGAGGGACACCUCGAAAAUGCAUUUUCUAUUCAGCCACGCCAAAUAGCAAAGACUUGAAAAGAAUCUGUGACAUGGUCGAGGCAGGACAGGUCAAGUCAUUGGUUGACAGUGUGUGGAAAUUCGAGGACGUGAUCAAGGCAUACGAAAGAGGCCUGAGCCAAAGAGCCAGAGGGAAAAUCGUUGUGACGUUUGAGUAG
This is a messenger RNA of Exophiala spinifera, 1086 nucleotides long. RefSeq lists its product as uncharacterized. The record is from RefSeq and is a predicted model, not a curated record. Gene Ontology annotation, molecular function: oxidoreductase activity; zinc ion binding. The transcript is spliced from 3 exons. Gene Ontology annotation, cellular component: mitochondrion. NCBI's taxonomy places the organism in Eukaryota, Fungi, Ascomycota, Eurotiomycetes, Chaetothyriales, Herpotrichiellaceae. The coding region runs from base 1 to 1086 and encodes 361 amino acids.